UUUUGCUAAGUGGAAUGGAGUGUUCCCCCUACCAUUUAAUUAGGGUAGUGUAUUACCACUUAAUUAGCCUAGUAAGACAGCCUCCACUUAGGGUUCCCACGGGUACCUGAAAUCCUUGAAAGUUUGUGAAUCUGAAAAAAGGCCCUGGAAAGUUUUUGAAAAUAGAUACAGGUCCUUGACAGUGCUUGAAUUUAUUUUGUGCAAGAAGUUUUUUGGAAAAAUGUUUUCCAUACGAUUCCCUCCGCUAUGCGUCUCUAUUAUUUGCCACCACUUUCGUCUGCAUAGGUUGCCUGAUUGACGUUGGUUACCCACCGUGGUGUAGUGCGGAUUUUUGAAGCGGCAGGGUGCUAUUUUAAUGACGUCACUGCAAAAAAAACUGUCACACUCACACCUCCACAUACAAUGGUGUGUAAGGCCAAAACCAAAUUGUUACCAGCUUUCGUGAACGUGAAAAUUCAGGAAUCCACUCUAAUUUGGAUUAGCUUCAAAAUGUAAUGUCUUCACCCAUACUACACUUUUCCACCAAAUGUUAGGAAUAUCAAACAUUAGGUUCUUGAAUUUGAGGGGUAUUGAACCAGGAAAGUCCUUGAAUUUGGAGUUACCCAAGGUUUAGGAACCCUGCCCACUGGUAUUCAAACAGCACAGAGACUAUAUGACAGGGCAACAACACCUAAGAUGUACACACACACUUCUCUGUCCUUCAUCUGUGCUGGGUUUGUUUCUGCAUGUCCACUCAGCAUGGAGACUACAUGGUAGUGCAUCACUUUAACUACACCUCGUGGCCAGAGCACGGCGUACCAGAGUCCAGCACCACGCUCAUCCAGUUUGUCAAGUCUAUCCGCUCCAACCACGGCCAUGAUAACACCACUAUCGUAGUGCGCUGCAGUGCUGGCGUGGGAAGAACUGGUGUGUUUAUAGCUCUCAAUCACCUGAUCCAGCAUGCGAGGGACCAUGACUUUGUGAAUAUCUACGGCCUGGUGGCAGAGCUGCGCAGUGAGAGGAUGUGCAUGGUGCAGAACCUGGCCCAGUACAUGUUUCUCCACCAGAGCACUUUGGAUCUGCUGUCCAGCAAAAGCAACAGUCAGUCCAUCUGGUUUGUCAACUAUUCCGCUCUGGAAAAGAUGGACUCGCUGGAUGCCAUGGAAGGUGAUGUUGAGCUGGAGUGGGAGGAGACGACUAUGUGAUUGGCAGACUGGUGAAGAACUGCUUCUGAAGGGCUAUCUUAAAAGGGUGGUUCAGGAUUUUGGACAUAGGACCUCAUUUCCAAGUAAGCAAGUGUGAUAUUUAUCAGGUGCUAGGCUAGCGUAAGUCAACGGUAUGUGUUAGCCUGCCACUAAAAACAGUCUUACCCACUCCAAAGUACACCCGAGGCAAAUUCCAGACAAUCGAUGUUAACAUGCCAGACGCCAAGUAAGUCUAAGGGGCAUUCACCAACCAAAGGUAAAAGAGGCAAAGCAUGGUCAGAAUUAGGCUGGACACCUGAAUCUACUGAGUAGACUGGAUGUAUGAAUCAACGUGAGGACUUUCGGACACUGGGGCCAAAUACAAUGGAGACCACAGCGCUGAAACACACACACACACACACAUACUCAUUUAGGUUUGCACAAAGAUACUGUCAUACAAACAAACCCAUACGUUGUCUUAUGCAUGCAUGCACACACACACACAUACUCAUUUAGUUGGCAUAAACACUCUGUGUUGCUGAGGUACAUAACUGUGGGUGGAAAAUUAUGUGUGUGCAGUCAAAAUAAAUACUUCUUUUAUGGGACCACCAGACCAUUAAAACCAGUGGUGUUGGUGCACACACACACACAGAUCCUUACAGUUUCACAUCAUAAUUUCUAAGAUGGGGAACAUGUAAAGAUAUCUCACGAUCUGACUUUAUGAAUAUCUGUACCCUUUCUCUCUGAUGUCUACUUGUUUUAUGUUUUUGUUUUGUAAUAUAACUUAUUAAGCCAAAUGACUGCUAUAUCCCACUGUAUGUUGAAGAGGUGGCAUCACAGAUGUAUUUUCCACUGUGUGUGUACAUUUUCAGAAGAAUCAGUGUUUGUGUUUUGGAAAUAAAAUCUGUUGUGUUCCUGCACUA
Molecule: messenger RNA, 2086 nt
Organism: Alosa sapidissima (American shad)
Lineage: Eukaryota; Metazoa; Chordata; Actinopteri; Clupeiformes; Clupeidae
Product: phosphatidylinositol phosphatase PTPRQ-like
Exons: 4
Coding region: 726-1184 (152 amino acids)
Biological process (GO): protein dephosphorylation
Molecular function (GO): protein tyrosine phosphatase activity
Source: RefSeq, a predicted model, not a curated record